AUGAUCCUGUCGGCAUCCAGCGACGCCUUGCUCCGUGACAUCAUCGCAAACCUUCGGUCUGCGUUCAAGGUGAAGGAUCUCGGCCCGGUUCACUACUUCCUCGGCAUCGACGUUCGCCGCACGCCGUCUGGCUUCGUCCUUAGCCAGGCCUCUUAUGCUCGCAAUGUUCUUGAACGCGCGGGCAUGGGGAACUGCAAGCCAGCUCCGACUCCAGUUGACACCAAGGCCAAGCUCUCCAGCGGUGAUGGCGAACUCAUCAGCGACUCCACCUGGUACCGUAGCAUCGCCGGCGGCCUGCAAUACCUAACGCUCACACGGCCGGACAUAGCAUACGCGGUACAACAAGUCUGCCUCCACAUGCACGCGCCACGGACAAGCCACGCUACGCUGCUCAAGCGCGUUCUACGCUACGUCAAGGGCACCACGCAUCUCGGCCUUCAUCUACACGGGACGGCCACGCCGACACUGACUGCCUACAUGGACGCGGACUGGGCGGGCUGCCCCGACACCUGUCGGUCCACCUCCGGGUUCUGCAUCUUCCUCGGCGACUCCCUUGUUUCUUGGUCCGCCAAGAGGCAGACCAUCGUCUCCAGAUCGAGCACAGAGGCGGAGAACCGUGGCGUCGCCAAUGCCGUGGCCGAGUCCACCUAG
Messenger RNA from Panicum virgatum (switchgrass), 651 nucleotides. RefSeq lists its product as uncharacterized. The transcript has a single exon. Bases 1 to 651 code for a protein of 216 amino acids. The record is from RefSeq and is a predicted model, not a curated record. NCBI's taxonomy places the organism in Eukaryota, Viridiplantae, Streptophyta, Magnoliopsida, Poales, Poaceae.